UCUUGUUCUUUUAGAGUUCUCUUGAAGUAUAAUUAGGAACAGAGGGUAUCAGAGGGCGAGAGCACAAUUGGCUGUUACAGAUAUGGAGAUAAUCUGUCCGCUGCUGGAAAUGUCUCCGGAUUUUUGACAACGGCUAAAGCACCAUGGGGUCCAGCGGCCUCGGGAAAGCAGCGACGCUGGAUGAACUGCUGAGGACAUGCAUUGAGAUUUUUGAUGACAAUGGAGAAUUGAAUGACAGUUAUUUGCCAAGAAUAGUGCUGCUGAUGCACCGAUGGUAUUUACCUUCCACCGAACUGGCAGAAAAACUCCUCUGCAUGUAUCGGAACGCCAGGGGACAGAGCUGUGAUGAGUUCCGACUGAAGAUCUGUUAUUUCAUGAGGUACUGGAUUCUGAAAUUUCCUGCAGAGUUUAAUUUGGAUCUUGGUUUGAUCCGUAUGACUGAGGAGUUCCGGGACGUCGCUAGUCAACUAGGCUAUGAGAAGCACGUCAGCCUCAUGGACAUAUCCAGCGUUCCUUCCUAUGACUGGAUGAGGAGAGUCACACAGAGGAAAAAAGUAUCGAAAAAGGGGAAGGCCUGUCUCUUAUUUGACCAUCUGGAGCCCAUUGAAUUGGCUGAGCACCUCACUUUUCUGGAGCAUAAAUCUUUUAGAAGGAUUUCAUUCACAGAUUAUCAGAGCUAUGUCAUUCACGGCUGCCUGGAGAAUAACCCAACACUGGAGAGAUCUAUUGCUUUAUUUAAUGGGAUCUCUAAGUGGGUCCAGUUGAUGGUUCUUAGCAAACCAAGUCCUCAGCAAAGAGCAGAAGUCAUCACAAAGUUCAUCAAUGUAGCACAGAAACUCCUUCAACUAAAGAAUUUUAACACCUUAAUGGCAGUGGUUGGCGGCCUUAGUCACAGUUCUAUUUCCCGACUCAAAGAGACCCAUUCUCACCUCUCUUCAGAAGUUACAAAGAACUGGAAUGAAAUGACCGAGUUGGUCUCCUCCAAUGGCAAUUAUUGCAAUUACCGCAAGGCCUUUGCUGACUGUGAUGGCUUCAAAAUCCCCAUCCUUGGCGUGCACUUGAAAGACUUGAUAGCGGUCCAUGUCAUUUUCCCAGACUGGAUGGAAGAGAACAAAGUGAACAUUGUGAAAAUGCACCAGCUUUCCGUUACCCUAAGUGAACUGGUCUCCCUGCAGAACGCCUCUCACCACUUGGAACCAAACAUGGAUUUGAUCAACCUACUCACACUCUCUCUGGACCUCUACCACACAGAAGACGAUAUAUAUAAGCUGUCACUAGUGCUGGAACCUAGAAAUUCCAAAUCGCAGCCUACCUCCCCCACGACGCCUAAUAAGCCUGUGGUGCCCCUGGAGUGGGCUUCAGGGGUAAUACCAAAGCCAGACCCUACAAUCAUCAACAAACACAUAAGGAAGUUGGUUGAGUCUGUGUUUCGAAACUACGAUCAUGACCAUGAUGGAUACAUCUCCCAAGAGGACUUUGAGAGCAUAGCUGCCAAUUUUCCCUUCCUGGAUUCCUUCUGUGUGCUAGACAAAGAUCAGGAUGGCCUAAUUAGCAAAGAUGAAAUGAUGGCUUAUUUCCUAAGAGCUAAAUCCCAGCUACACUGCAAAAUGGGACCAGGAUUUAUCCAUAAUUUUCAGGAGAUGAACUAUCUCAAACCGACCUUCUGCGAACACUGUGCGGGAUUUCUCUGGGGCAUAAUCAAACAAGGCUACAAAUGCAAAGACUGUGGAGCCAACUGUCACAAACAAUGCAAAGACCUCUUGGUUCUGGCCUGCAGGAGACUUGCUCGGGCACCCUCCUUGGGCAGCAAUCCUGGGUCACUGCCUGGAAGCCCAGCCUUGCCCCCAGUGCAGGAUGAGGUGUUUGAGUUUCCUGGGGUCACUGCUGGACACCGGGACCUGGACAGCAGAGCCAUCACACUGGUGACAGGCUCUUCCCGUAAGAUCUCCGUGAAGCUCCAGCGAGCCACCACGAGUCAAGCCACCCAGACAGAACCUGUGUGGUCAGAGGGUGGCUGGGGAGACUCGGGGUCCCAUACCUUCCCCAAAAUGAAGUCCAAGUUCCAUAACAAAGCAGCAAAGGACAAAGGCUUUGCCAAGUGGGAAAAUGAGAAGCCCACAGUACAAGCUGGUGUGGCUGUGGUCGACCGAGGCACUGCGUUUGAACCUGACCAGGAUGAUGAGGAAGAUGAAGCCAAACAGGAUGGUGAGGAUGGCUGAGAUCAAGCUGGGGAAACCAAAGGCAACCGUAUCUGCUUUGGGGAGGAGAACGAGAAGCACUGAGGGGCACUUGCCAGCUCUGGAAGCAGUCUGGAAAAGAAAUCUGGAGAUGCUCACGGCCUCACGUCAUCCCAGGACCUCCAUGACUGGACUGCAGAACAGAGGAUUUACCCUGACUCUGAACUAUUUAUUUCCUGCACUCUGCCUCUACUGAGGUGCCACGAAAACU
Messenger RNA from Acomys russatus (golden spiny mouse), 2448 nucleotides. RefSeq names its product RAS guanyl releasing protein 3 (gene Rasgrp3). NCBI's taxonomy places the organism in Eukaryota, Metazoa, Chordata, Mammalia, Rodentia, Muridae. The transcript is spliced from 16 exons. Gene Ontology annotation, biological process: Ras protein signal transduction; positive regulation of GTPase activity. Gene Ontology annotation, molecular function: guanyl-nucleotide exchange factor activity; calcium ion binding. The coding region runs from base 144 to 2219 and encodes 691 amino acids. Gene Ontology annotation, cellular component: plasma membrane. The record is from RefSeq and is a predicted model, not a curated record.